Arabidopsis lyrata subsp. lyrata is the source of this 1363-nucleotide messenger RNA. RefSeq lists its product as uncharacterized. The record is from RefSeq and is a predicted model, not a curated record. Lineage: Eukaryota; Viridiplantae; Streptophyta; Magnoliopsida; Brassicales; Brassicaceae. The coding region runs from base 156 to 1121 and encodes 321 amino acids. The transcript has 2 exons.
GAGUCAAGUAUACCACGGUAGUUACAUGAGCCGGAACAACUACAUGAUGGCAUUUUGGUCUUUUUUUUUUCCUUAAUUCCUUAAUUAUUAAUCUUUAUACCAAUUACCUCAAUAAUUAGGGUUUUGUACCAUCUUCUAAUCUCAUACCAACGGCCAUGUCUCUGCUUCUCUCGAAGCUUUCUUCUCUCAAAACACCUGCACUGAGAAACCUCACCGGUCGUUUCUUCUCAACUACCUUUUUGAGAUCCCAUCCCAGUUCCAUCAGAUCUACCUUGAGAAAUGGGGACGUCGGAUAUAUCGAGAUUUUUAAAAAUCCUCAUGAUGAUGACGUGGUGGAGGAACCGGGAACAAGACUAUCAUCCAGUGGAUGGUUUGCUUCGUUGAAGGAAGGAAUAGUGUGUCUCCAUGAUGAUGAAACCCCAAAUGAGCCAGAUACAAAUCGAAAACGCAUUUCACUGCCUCCUUUUGUAACUCUGCCUCAUUGCCAAACCCAAGUUGUAACCAACAUCGCCAUGACCUCCUCUUGUCCUGAGGAUGAUGACUGUGUUGUGGCUGUCAAGUUCUUGGGACCUCAACUCAGCUUAUUUAGACCCGCUCGGAAAAACUCCGAGUGGACCAAUAUAAGAAUCACAGACCCGGUUUUCUUCAAUUCCCGUGUCAUGUACUCAACGAGAGAUGAGAUGUUCUCCAUGCCUGCUUCAGGUGGCGCCUACAUUGGAUCAUGGAAUCUUGGAGAAGACAUUCACAACCACAAGUUGAAGCAUUUGUGGUUUCCAAAGUUUCCCGAGAUGGUGCAAUCAGAGUGGGAGCUCUUGAAUUCGUAUUGCACAAGCGAACACUUAGUUGAAUUUGAACCCACCGGUGAAACUUUUUUGGUUAAGUGGUACACCAAGAGCAAUUGCCGUAGGACGGGGAGGGUGGAAACGCAACGUUUCAUGGUAUUCAAAAUAGACGAGAAAGGAAACGCUGUGUACACUACUGACAUUGGAGAUCGCAGCAUCUUGCUCCUCUCCAAGGGUGAAGCUUUCUGUGUCCAGCCUAGCUUGUGUGAUAAAAAACCAAAUAACGUCAUAUGUUUCAAGGGCCUCGACGACUACGGAAUAGCCCAUCUCGGUGAUUAAUACAAAUGCUGUUAAAAUUUGGCACUUGUGGAAAUGAUAGUUUUAAGUUUGAGUUUGAGUCUCUUUUUUUGGGGUUUCGUAAGAUUGAAAUGAACUUGAUACCAACCGACUCUGCUUCAGUUUUCAAUUACAUUUUAGACAAAAAAAAAACGGAAUCAAAUGUACAUCUGUUUAUUAAGGUUUUGGUGUCGGAAGCCACAAUUUGUAAAUACAAACUCUAAAACAAAACAAAGUCGAGCAUG